Molecule: messenger RNA, 2851 nt
Organism: Solenopsis invicta (red fire ant)
Lineage: Eukaryota; Metazoa; Arthropoda; Insecta; Hymenoptera; Formicidae
Product: potassium voltage-gated channel subfamily KQT member 1-like
Exons: 2
Coding region: 1137-2804 (555 amino acids)
Molecular function (GO): nucleic acid binding; zinc ion binding
Source: RefSeq, a predicted model, not a curated record
UGCAUUCUUUUUUUUCAUUUAUUAUUAUGUGAGCUAACUUAAGUCAGCGUGUAUUAAAAAUAAUAAAAUAUUACUCGUAUCUCUUACAAAAAUAAUUUAGCGCUUUUACAUCUCAUAUAAACCGUUUCUAAUCCGUUUCAUCAUUUUUUAGGCUCUCAAGUCUAUUGCAAAAGAACGUGACAUACAUAUAUGAGUACUCUUUAGUAGAUUGCCCGUUUUCAGUAAUUGUUUUUCAGCUGAUGAAUAACGUUAAUACGUUCCUUUUUUACUCACAAGAGGAAGAACCAAAAAAGCUGUCGGUUUUUAAUACUCACGUUUUCAGUUGAUAAGUGACAAUACGUUAAAAGGAUGCUAAACCUAAAGCUGAACUUGCUCAACUAUAUUAUUUUUCGAGCGAGAGUCAAGUGGCACGCGGUCACGUGCAGAGCGAAGGGUAAGGGGAAUAACGCUACCAGGCGACUAGCGCUCUUUGUCCAACACAUUCGUGAAUAUAUCAUCUGUCUUUGUUCUUCGAUUGUAGUGCCAUCUGCGAAAAGAUCUAUCAACUAUGUUGGACAUAAUCACUGCUCUAUUUGCCGUUUAUAUUUUAUAUGUGCUAACCCAAAUGUAUACGCGUAUAACUAUUCAAUAAUUAAUAUUUGGCUUUUGAUUGGUACUCAGUCAGUGUUGUACGUUAGAAUUUUCCGCAUUUGGAAAAGUUUUUAUUUCAUAUAUACAAGCUACAGAACGUUAGUAAAAGACAAAAGUUAAUCCCGAGAAUAAAUCCACGAGUCAAAAGUAAGAGAAUUUUUAACUUUUUUUUGAUUCUCUAGUAAAAUUUCUCUUAUCCAAGUUUUUUUUUGUUGCGUACUUUUAUUUUACAAUAGAAUUUUGUGUUUUGUCGAACCAAUUCGAAGAUUAAAUUAUUUUGUGCAUUGAUAAUUCCCAUUGGUUUAGUAUCCUCUUAACCUUUUCGUAUUUCUGGUUUUUCCAAGAUUCCGCGUGAGAUAGUCGAACCGAACGGACGUGGUAUUGUAGCUCUCUGUGAUACCUGAGUGAGACGGUGCGGCGUGGUUGCGCGGGGGUGACGUGAGGUGUUGAGUUGAGUUAAGUUACUUUAAAAUAGCAGAUAAUUAAUAAAGGGCCCAAGAUACAUCAUGGCAAAUGUUCCCCCGGCCGGACGGGGGAGCAGAUUUAAUCCCUAUUCUAAGGAAGAGGUUAGAAGAGAAGUGGGUAGAGGAAAUAGGAGAAGAAGCAUGUCAUUGAGAAGCCAAGAUUCAAACGAGGCGGGACAAGAAGACGAAGAUUUUGCGGCAGAGGAGAGCGACGUAGAAAUAAUGGAUGUACAAAAAUGCGCUAAAAUAUUAGGCAUAGAAUCGGUUGAGACCUCGAAUUUGAAAAGUAGUGUGAUUCAAAGUGAACCAGUAGUGACAAAGGAAAAAUGUAGCGAGACAAUGGACAAGACGGUUAAAGGGGGGAAAGGUCACGCCGGUAUAAGUCAGGAAGUAAACAUGUUUACAGAUUGCGAGGGAAUAGAGAAAAGAGAGCAGGUAAAGGACAGGUCGAUAAAUAUGAAAUGUGAUAAGAUAACUAAACAGGGUACGUCUCAGGAACAUAAGUCAAAAGAAAUUGACAAUGACGGUAAUAUCUUACAAGAGAAAUACGUAGUAGUAGAGGGGGAAUUAAAGGCAAUGAAAGAUAUAGAAAAAAGUACCUAUGAUAAUCUAGUGAAAGAAAUCAAUAUACGAUUUGAUAGAUUUGCCCAGGGAGAAUGUAAAAUUAAAUGCAAGAUAUCACAGAGUCAUUGCACUUCUAGCAAAGGAAAAAAUAGCAUUAAGAUAUCGUUAUGGUGCAAUCAGAAUUUGAUUCGUCCGAUUAGUAUCGAUAUGAUUAAAUAUAACUUCGCAGUAUUAACUUUCAAAAAUGCGUUAGAUGCGAAUGCUUGUCUGGACAAACUUGAUAAACAAUCUAAUGGUUGGUUACAAGGUUUUGUUGAUUUUACAGAUACCUUUAGCAGGGGUGUAAUUACCGAUUGGCCGUACGAAAUUCCAGAGUUAUGGGAGAAUAUAGUAGAUAAAAAGGAUAUCUUCAGAAUAGAAAAAAUGAAGAAGAGAGUCUGGGAUCAGGGGACAAAAAAGUUCCAGACGCAAUUUAUAAACAAUUUUAUAAUCACCCUAAAAGGCAAAAGCAAGGAUAGAAUUAAGAUCUUUGAUAACUUAAAUAUUGGCUUGAGAAUCAGACCGUAUGUGGCUCCUGUGAUUCAAUGCUUUAAUUGUUUUAGAUUUGGCCAUUUCAAACACCAAUGCAAAAAUGAGGCUAGGUGCAUAGUAUGUGGGGACAACAUGCACGGCGAUUGUAAUAAACCAGAGGCAUGCAGGAAUUGUGAAGGCGCUCACCGUUCUACCAAAAGGAGUUGUCCGGUUGCUCUUAGAAAUAAGGAAAUUAAAACAAUCAUGGCAUAUAACAACGUUACAUUUUUCGAAGCAGAAAGAUUACUAAAGCUUAGUUUUGCAAACCAGAAUAUGACAAAUUACGACAGAUAUACGAACCCUUCAGCGUGGCCUAGGAUCGGGCACAAUAAUAAAGAGAGAGAAAAUGAGACGGAAAUAAAGAUAACCGAGUUUUCUCGUAAUACAAAUAAUGGCAAUAAUACUAAGGAAAACAAAACGACAGCAAAUCAUCAGGUAAACUAUAGAACUUAUUACAAAGAUAUAGAAAGAGACAGAGAAGAAGAGGAAAGACGACGACAAGAGAGAAGAGAAAUAGAGGAAAGGGAAAGGAGAAGACAGGAAAGAAGGGAGAGAGAAAGAGAGAAGCAGGAGUAAGACAGAGACAAGAACAUAUAAACUACUAUAAGCAGUUUGACAACACA